Cuscuta europaea is the source of this 1322-nucleotide messenger RNA. Lineage: Eukaryota; Viridiplantae; Streptophyta; Magnoliopsida; Solanales; Convolvulaceae. The record is from the annotation of a GenBank genome assembly.
AGUACAGCUGAGAAAACCAAACCCCAAAGCCAACUCCGAUCUUCAAUUCAGCUAAAAGCCCCAAACCCAAACUACCUCAUCUAUAUCAUAUCCCGCCGGCCGGGAAUAGAUUAUGUUUCUAGUCCGGUCAGUCAAAUCAUCAUAUAUAUCAGCUUAGCUGGCUAGCUAGAGCUUGAAUUGACCAUGGAUUUCAAUUAUCAGUUCCGUAACCAAAGCAAUAAAGAUCCGGAAGAGCACGACGGGGAUGUUAAUGACGCCGGUGGCGGCGAAUCCAAGAACAACGGCGGGUUGUUGUCUGAAGCUGCCGGGGAAAUCAGCCGGAGGCCGCGUGGGAGGCCGGCCGGAUCCAAGAACAAACCCAAACCCCCCAUCAUCAUAACCCGGGAUAGCGCCAACUCGCUCCGGACCCACCUCAUGGAAAUCGCCGACGGGUGUGACGUCAUGGACAGCGUCGCCGCCUUCGCCCGGAUGCGCCAGCGCGGCGUCUGCGUUUUGAGCGGAAACGGGAUUGUGACGAACGUAACCCUCCGGCAGCCGGCCUCGACUGCCUCCGCCGCCGUCAUCACCUUGCACGGCCGGUUCGAGAUCUUGUCCCUGUCCGGGUCCUUCCUGCCCCCGCCGGCGCCGCCAUCUGCCACCGGGUUGAGCAUAUACUUGGCGGGAGGACAAGGGCAGGUUGUCGGCGGCAGCGUUGUCGGGGCUCUUCUUGCUGCCGGGCCCGUCGUGAUCAUGGCGGCUUCGUUUAGCAACGCCGCCUACGAGAGGCUCCCGCUGGACGAAGACGAGCCGCAGUACCAGCAGGGAGGAGGAAUGGGGUCUCCGGCGGCGGCGGGAGGCGGGCCGCAGCCGCAACUUCAUCAGCAAUUACUAGCGGAUCCGUCCAUGUUUCACGGCGGCGUGCAGCCCAAUCUCGCUAACUCUAUCCAGAUGCCAACUGAGGCGGGUUAUUGGAGUGGCGGUGGAGGCCGCCCUCCGUUCUGACUUGCCGGCCGCCGCCGCAUUAGCUCGGUUAUCCUGAUGGGUAAUUCAGUAAAAUCCUCCUCUCAUCACUUGCUUCACUACCUAGGAAUUAUUACCUUUUAAACUCAUCCAACGCUGUUAGCUAAGAUCAAGGUAAAAAAACACAUUUUGCGCGCGUUUGUUGACCAUAGAUUUCAUUUCUUUUCUUGCAUGUUUUGUUACUUUUAUUUUAUUUUUACUGUUACGAGUAUAAUUUAUUCCUCUUUGAUUGUACUUUCAUCUUGAAUUCAUUACUUUCUCAGCUUAUAAUGCUUUACUCAAUUAUAUUGUGAGACUUUGAUACAUGAGAUUGAAAUAUGAUG